Ambispora leptoticha is the source of this 234-nucleotide messenger RNA. NCBI's taxonomy places the organism in Eukaryota, Fungi, Glomeromycota, Glomeromycetes, Archaeosporales, Ambisporaceae. The record is from the annotation of a GenBank genome assembly.
AUGGCUGACUUCCCCGAGCAAUGUCUCGCACAAAAAGAAGACUACCUAGAAUGCUUACACCACACAAAAGAAAGACAACGAGCAAAGAGGAUCAAAGAGGAGGAAAUUAGGCAACGAAAAAAGGCGGAAGAAGAUGCACGUAAACAUGCCGAUUCUGCGGCAAAAAGUAACAUUAUUAGACUCGGUAUAAUCGAAAAGCCUUCUGGAGAAAGUGAGAAUAAAAAUCAGAGUUGA